Molecule: messenger RNA, 939 nt
Organism: Dipodomys ordii (Ord's kangaroo rat)
Lineage: Eukaryota; Metazoa; Chordata; Mammalia; Rodentia; Heteromyidae
Gene: Mgarp
Product: mitochondria-localized glutamic acid-rich protein
Exons: 4
Coding region: 1-726 (241 amino acids)
Biological process (GO): anterograde axonal transport
Cellular component (GO): mitochondrial outer membrane; mitochondrion
Source: RefSeq, a predicted model, not a curated record
AUGUCCGGACAGCCUGCGCGUCCCGUCCGGGCUUCUUCCUCCGGCCCCUCCCCUCGUCUGGUCCGUACAGCGCCUUCCAGCUGGAGCGGGAGAGCAUCCCUUCGCCAGAUGUCAUCCAACAAAAUCCCUGGAACAUCGAGAUCCAAUAUGCUUUAUUAUCUGGUUGUUGGUGUCACAGUCAGUGCCGGUGGAUAUUAUACUUAUAAGACUGUCAUAUCAGAGCCAGCCAAACACACAGUACAUAUAUCCAGUUUAAAAGGAAAAACAAAAGCAGGGUCACAUCCAUUUCAAGAGGACACCCCAGAAGCUAAGGAAGAGUAUUCAGGAGCCACUGAAGAGUGUGACGCAGGUGCUGAGGUGAAAAGCUCGGAAGAGACUCCAGUGGCAGCGAAGGGGCCGGUGGCAGAGGCCUCGGGGGCCACCCCAGGGGAGGCCACGGCUGUGGCUUCUGAGACUAGGCCCGAGGUUACAGCUGCGGCCGUGGGCAGAAACGUGGAGGUCAGUUCUGGAACGAGCCCCGGGGUGAGUCACCCAGCACCAGAGCAGGGGGGGCCCUACUGCCACAGCCACAGUCACAGCCACAUGGCCCGGGAGAGCCAUGGCCCCGGGGGAUGUCCCGGGCCAGACAAGGAAGCCCUGCUGGCUGCCUCCAAACCCUGCUCUCAGCAUGGCUUCCAUGGAGAAGCCUGUGUGGAACCCGAGGUGGCCUCCGCUCGAAACCAGUAACCUGCUUCAGAGAAUGGUCCUCAGAAACGCCCCGAGUCUCUGAUUGCCUCUCCUGUGCUCUCAAUAACCUUAGCUCUUAGAGACUUCUCUGUAGAAAACAUCAUUGUGCCUUGAAGAUGAGGGGUAUCUGCUGAUUGAUUCUUAGACUUGAGAGAUUCCAGAUGUUACAUGGUUUUCUACUGUCUAAAAUCAGACUGUGUCAUUGCAGUAAAG